Molecule: messenger RNA, 4013 nt
Organism: Oreochromis aureus
Lineage: Eukaryota; Metazoa; Chordata; Actinopteri; Cichliformes; Cichlidae
Gene: dnaja1
Product: DnaJ heat shock protein family (Hsp40) member A1
Exons: 9
Coding region: 147-1367 (406 amino acids)
Biological process (GO): protein refolding; response to heat
Cellular component (GO): cytoplasm; cytosol
Molecular function (GO): Hsp70 protein binding; ATP binding
Source: RefSeq, a predicted model, not a curated record
CAGUUCACGCUUGUUUGGAUGACUGGAUGCAUCGUCGCAGGAAAUAAACGUCACCGGACGCGACUUUCGUUUACGAUAGAGGCGGGUUAGAAGAACCUUCUGGAAGAGUCGCUGUGAGCGGAGGUUGUGAGUUUCUCAACGCAAACAUGGUCAAAGAAACAGGUUUUUACGACACUUUGGGUGUGCCACCCAGCGCAACUCCAGAUGAGCUGAAAAAGGCCUAUCGCAAACUGGCUUUGAAAUAUCACCCCGAUAAAAAUCCCACAGAAGGAGAAAAGUUCAAGCAGAUCUCACAGGCCUAUGAGAUUUUGUCAGAUCCAAAGAAGAGAGAGAUUUAUGACCGGGGAGGUGAAAAGGCUAUAAAAGAAGGAGGAACUGGCGGUGGAGGUGGUGGGGGCUUUGCAUCGCCCAUGGAUAUCUUUGAUUUGUUUUUUGGUGGAGGCAGUCGGAUGCACAGAGAACGAAAAGGGAAGAAUAUUGUUCAUCAGAUUACAGUGACGCUAGAAGAGCUUUAUAAUGGAGCAACAAGAAAACUUGCUGUCCAAAAGAAUACCAUUUGUGACAGAUGUGAAGGUCGUGGAGGUCGUAAAGGAGCGGUACAGGUGUGCAUGUCUUGUCAUGGUACAGGGAUGCAAGUCCGCGUACAUCAGUUACUUCCGGGUAUGGUACAGCAGAUGUCCACAGUGUGCCACAGCUGCCAAGGACAAGGAAAAAGAAUCAGCCAGAAGGACCGCUGCAAAGCAUGCGGAGGCCGGAAGAUCCUACGACAGAAGAAGAUCUUGGAGGUCCACAUUGACAAAGGAAUGAGAGAUGGCCAGAAAAUUGUUUUACAUGGAGAGGGAGACCAGGAGCCGGGACUCGAGCCAGGCGACAUCAUCAUUGUAUUAGAUCAGCGAGACCAUGGACAGUUUACCAGGAAAGGAGAGGACCUCAUCAUGUCCAUGGAGUUGCAGCUGGUUGAGGCUUUAUGUGGUUUCAAGAAGCCCAUUCAGACACUGGACAGCAGAACUCUCCUCAUCACAUCACAUCCAGGGGAGUUGAUCAGACCUGGAGACACUAAGUGUGUCCUGAAUGAAGGGAUGCCCAUGUAUCGCAGGCCGUUUGAGAAGGGGCGUCUCAUUAUUCACUUCUCGGUGGUGUUCCCAAAAGCUAAUUUCCUCCCCGAACAUAAGCUGAAGGAGCUGGAGCGCUAUCUCCCAGAAAAGAUGGAUGCAGAGCAGCCAGACAGUAUGGACGAUGACCUCUACAUCUAUGCUGACCUGGAGGACUGUGACUUUGAGAACAGGAGAAGAUACAGAAAUGAGUGCUACUACAUGGACGAAGAUGACUACGCCACCACUGGUGGUGUUCAGUGCCAGACGUCUUAAGCAACAGCUGGCCUUUGUCUAUUCCAGAAGCUCAGAUCCUCAUCUCCAAUGCAAAGCACCUUUGUGUUUUUUUUUAAUCUGUGCACUUCUAACUUUAUUUUCCAAUUAGUCUCUUUAGCUUGUUUGAAGUUGAUUCAUAAAACUGUUUCCCAGUGCCCUGUGAAUGUUAAAAUUGCAGGACUUGAACUUAGACGCAGUUCAGUGGAAUUCCUCGUCAUCUGGGACCUUUUUUUUUUUUUUUUUCUUCUCUCAUUCACACUGUGAUUAAAGACGAGGGGCUGGUAUAACAGAGGAUUCAGGGAAAAGAAGAACAGUGACCACCUGCUUUUUGUGCAGUUACACUAAAACCGAUGCCAAUAUGUAGAGAGAGACAGUUGUUAAAUCAGGCAUUGAAAACCACUUUUCGAAGACUCAUCCAUUUUUGGUGUCUGUAGCUCUUUCAGACAUGAAACUUGUAACAGGGCUGAAUCUGUCUGAAUCAGUCUGUUAAAGUAACAGCAUUGUGUCUUUCAGACAAUGUUCCUUAUGCCUUCAUUCAGACAUCCCCGUGACUGUGACAGAGAGCGCCACGGUAUGUGCACGAUAUCAGCUUUAUUUGUAAAAGUCUUUGUUUUUACGGGGGCGUGCAUUGUCAGUAUUGACCCUAGCAAAGUUGAAUUCUCUCUCUGAAUUUAAUUUUCUCUCUGAGCAGUUUAGCAACUGAGCUGGUGUUUUGUGUUCUAUAGUGAGCUGAUCAGCCCACAGAGCUACAACAGAGACAUGCACGCUCGUAAUAGUGUGGGUGUCUCUCUGUUGUGACUGCAUGCAGUCAGCCAAAUGCACAUAUUUCCUGACCUAGUGAGUUUGCUGCUGUAACUUUAACUCUUUACCCCUUAAAGCCUACUAGGAGUAACCCUUGAAGUUCUUUUGUGAAGAGUGGUCACAUUUCAGGCCUGGUUACAGUACAGAAUCACAGCAACACUUCAGAAAAACAGGAAACUGUUUUAAUCCUUGUAAAACCACGUCUUAAUUUAUAUACAGUGAGAUGUCAAAACUCGUUUUUAAGGGAACAGGUGAGGUCAUCAGAUUUCGUCUUUAUGGGGGAAAGAGUUAAUGAAAAAGCGAUCGGAGUGCUGAUUUAUACAGCUCAGGCAUGCGUGUGUGAAAGGGGCUCACGAGGACCAGGUGGUGGUGGAGGAGCUUGGAAACUUGAUUUAAAAUAUUAAAGCUGUUGUACCCUUUGAAGGGCUAUUUUUUCAGACCUUCUAUGAAAAAACGUGACAGGAGAAGUUUGAAAUGAGUGUAAUCAUGAUUAAGACAGGGAAACGUGAAGUUCAAGCCACUUAAUUUUCAACUAAUGUUUGAGUUUAGCGUUUUUUCUGAGCUGCAGUCAGUUGUCUGUGACGAUGCCGCGCACGUCUAGUAUAGUGCAAGUGUGAGCGUGUGUGCAAAGGUAUGUGCAAUCACCUUAUAUUUUGAGAGGCUAUUUAUAAUUCUUGUUAUACUCAUUUACAUUUCAUAAUUCUUUUUCUUUAACUAGAAUAGGUUUACAUGCUAAUAAUAAAAACAAAACAUAUUCUUCCCCGCCCCGCUCCACAUUGCCGCAACGCCACAGUUCACCCUCUUCCUGAAAUGCUCAUCCUGAAUGGUCCAGCCUGCUCUGAUUGGGUCAGAAAAAGCUGUCUGUGGAUUAAGUCUUAAGUUUCUCAGGAGCUGGGAGUGCAUAACGACUCCUGCAUUCAGUCAUUGUGACAGUAACAGAACUAUUUGAGUGCUUUGCCUAUGGCUGAGACAUUUUAGAGACAUUUCUUUCUGUGGAAAGAAGAGAAUAACUUCCUUUUUGUCCGUCUCUUUCUUACCCAUGUGUGUUCCCUGACAUUUGUUUUCCUAUCUGUUUUCAUUUUAUAAAACAAAGCAUAACCAGGGCUAUUUUGAAUAGGUAUGAUUUUUCUUGGGGAAACAGUGGCAUGGUUGUGGCAACAUUGUACUUGCAAAGGUUUCUAAUGUCUGCCUGUUUUGUUUUUUUUUGUUUUAUUUUACUUUGUGGGUUUAAAAUCAUUAGAAGACAAAGUGUUAAGACUCCAAAAUCAGGAGUUUUAAUGACAAAUCAAACCAGAUAUUAAUAUUUUUCAAUAUUCCUCGUCAACCUUGUAAAAGCCAAAUGAGUAAUGGGAGUUUAUGGAUGGGCUUUUAAAAUAAAUAAAUCUGCAAACUUAAUACCUCAUUAAACUGUCUGCCUGUUUGAAAGCCUUCUCAUAACUUGAAGUUAGUUGAUAAUGCAGUUUUAUUUUUCUUUCUUUUUUCUCAAUGGUGUUUGCCUUGGAUGUUGUAAAACAGUCAUGCUCACAUAAGCGAGGGCCUCCUUAAAUAAUGUAAGUAGUUUUUGAACGCAGAUGUGAAUUUGAGUCCUCGUAAUGUAAGGGGAUUUCAAUGCAAAGAGUAAUUCAAGUAAAUGUUGCCAAGGUUUUAAAUGAACUUGAUGCAUGUUUGGACCAGUGGUCUACUUGUUUGUGCUCAUGUUUUCUAAAUAAAUGUGAUUUAAUGGUCUUUCUAAGUUUCUGUGUAACCGUGCUUGAUAUCUUUUAGAAAAUCUGUCUCUACUGUUUUUCAUUAAACUGGAUUUUUAUACCUAGAUAUUAAAAUUCAGACACCCUAAUACAAUCUAAA